Messenger RNA from Linum tenue, 1341 nucleotides. The record is from the annotation of a GenBank genome assembly. NCBI's taxonomy places the organism in Eukaryota, Viridiplantae, Streptophyta, Magnoliopsida, Malpighiales, Linaceae.
AUGAGCUUAAUUUCCAUCGAGUACUAUCUCCGCCAAAACAUGAUCUCUUGCUCUUCCUUCUUCGACAUCCCCUUCCUCUUCACACUUGCAACCAUCCUUGUAGUCACCUUGUUCAUCCUAAAGCAGAAGCUAUCCAAAACCGCCGUCGUUUCAAACCUGCCACCGGGGCCAUGGAAGCUUCCCAUCAUAGGAAACAUCCACCAGAUGUCCGGCGACCAGCCUCACCGCCGGCUCAGGGACCUGUCCCUCAAACACGGCCCCGACGUGAUGAGCCUCCAGCUCGGGGAGCUCCCUUACAUCGUAAUCUCAACUCCUGAAGCCGCCAAGCUCGUGUUGAAAACCCACGACCUAGCUUUCUCCUCACGGCCUCAUCUCCUGGCCGCGGACAUACUCUUCUACGGUUGCAAGGACAUAGCUUUGGCGCCCUACGGAGAUCACUGGCGCCAGAUGCGCAAGAUCGCCACAAUGGAGCUUCUCAGCGCGAAAAGGGUCCAAUCUUUCCGCCACAUCAGGGAAGAAGAGGUCUCCAAACUCGUGGCAUCUCUUACUACUGCGGCAGCUUCAGGGCAGCCUGUGAAUCUGUCUCGGAUGUUGUCCACCGUAACGAGUUCCAUAACUUCCAGGGCAGCAUUCGGUAAAGCGCAAGAACUGACCGAUUCUUUCAUGGUCGUUGUCGAUAAUAUGUCGGAAUCUGUUUCAGGUUUCGGAAUCUCCGAUCUCUAUCCUUCCUUCAAGUUGCUGCCUGUCCUCACCGGGUUCAAAGCUAAGCUAGAGAAGAUGUCCAAGGCGUCGGAUUCUGUACUGGAUCAAGUAAUCGAUGAACAUAGAGCCAGAAGAAGGGCGGGGAGAAAAGGCGAUGAUGAAAGAGAGGAUCUUGUUGAUGUCCUUCUGGAUCUUCAAGAGAAACAUAAUGUUCUCGGAAUACCCAUCACAAUAGAGGUCAUAAAAGCCGUCACUUUAGAAAUGUUUCUGGCUGGUAUUGAGACAUCGACAACGGUACUGGAGUGGGCCAUGUCAGCGAUGAUAAGAGAUUCGAGAGUGCUACAGAAAGCACAACAAGAGGUCAGGCAGAGUUUAAGACUGCAUCCACCACUUCCUUUGCUUAUUCCAAGAGAAAAUAGAGAUGGGAAGGUGGAACUCAAUUCGUACGAGGUCCCGGCGAACACCAGCGUCCUCGUGAACGCCUGGGCGAUAAAUCGGGAUCCUCGUUACUGGACAGAAGCGGAGAGGUUCUUCCCGGAAAGAUUUAUGGAUUUUCCGAUCGAUUAUAAGGGGACCGAGCUCCAAUUCAUUACAUUGGUGCCGGAAGAAGGAUGUGUCCUGGAGUUACUUUUGCAAUGA